Messenger RNA from Strongylocentrotus purpuratus (purple sea urchin), 2146 nucleotides. RefSeq lists its product as uncharacterized. The record is from RefSeq and is a predicted model, not a curated record. NCBI's taxonomy places the organism in Eukaryota, Metazoa, Echinodermata, Echinoidea, Camarodonta, Strongylocentrotidae. The coding region runs from base 546 to 1181 and encodes 211 amino acids. The transcript has 3 exons.
ACCUUUACAAACUCGCGAAGUCAUAACAAAAUUGUGUCAUCUGAACAUUACGUUGCAAUAAAUCGACGAAUCCGGUGUUUAUAAGUCGGUUUCCACCGAUGUAACACCACGGGAUACGUACCAUACCAGUAUAUACUUCCUGAUUUGGUGGUAUUUGGCACAUAAUUUAACGACGAGAGAGUACAGAGGAUUGGAAACUUGUGUUGACAUAAACAAAGCAGUUCACGGCUCAGCAAAUAUUAACAGUCUCCACAUCAGUUUUGCAUGGUACCUUUCGGUGGCGAGACAUUCAUUUUCGGUCGAGAUAUUGAUCAACGAAGAGUAUAUGUACAUUAUCAGCGAUAAUAUAGGCCUUCAACAAAAACCUUUCUUUCAUCUCUCGGAGUAUAUAUACCACACGAAGAGUGCGUGUAUUUGUGUCAGCUGAGGGCUACACAAUUAUAUUGGAAUACUUAGGGCGUAACGUAUUUGGACUGUUAUCACAGGGAUAUCCCUGUAUUUCGUCUGUUUUGGAGCAGGACCAGAUCUAAUCGAGAGGACUCGGUAUGGCUGGAUCUAGACCAGUAACACUCAUCUUUCAGCUCGUUACUCUGGCUGUAUCUCUUCUUCUCCAUGCCAGCUAUGUGGAAGCAAGACGUAGAUCAAGCAGAUACAGGUAUAGAGGAAGCAGUAACAAUUAUGCUCCAGAUACCACAGGAAAAGAGCCGUUACCAUGGUGGGCUAUCACCCUCAUCUUCGUUGGGGGCGUUUUGGGCAUUUUCUGCUGUGUCAUGUUACUGAGGAAGGUCUACGAAAAGAAACGAAAGCAGAAGACCCGCGCUAUGGCCGUACGUCGCAGUAUCAACCUCCAGAGACGCCGCAGCUUACAGAAUAACGCUACCACUGACGCCGAAAGUGGCGUUCCUCAAGGAAACUUUGAGGCACCUCCUUCGUACGAGCAAUCCGCCAAGGAUGACGCCCAACCGCCUGCGUACAGCAAGGAUGUUAAUACGGAUGACGAACAUGCCACGCCUCCUCCGGCUACUCAAGAUGAUCCGAUUCCCAUGGAUACCACGCUACCUGCAGCCCCGCCCAGUUAUGACAUCGUGCAAAAUGAUGGAAGUGAGGUGGUAGAAGUGGGCGGGCCCGUAGCCAUGGAGACGAGCACAGCAGGUGGCGGAAACUCACACGCGGAUCAAUAAGCGAAUGUUGAUGUAUAAGAGUAUUGUAUAUUAUUACACAGACAUAAUAUUGAAUAUAUUAAGUCAUGAUAGCCUUUGUCUCACGAGCAAAAAGAUAAAAGCCUAGACAUGUGCAAUGGAACCAGAAGAGGAGCUUUAAAUUGUUGUGAUAAAGGUUAAAGGCUGAACAACUAACGUACGUGUGAAUUAUGUUACAACUCAGCAGUAUAUACUUGUUAAAUUGUCACUUUUGUACCUGUAUUUGCAUGCCAGAUAAUGCGUAACUAACACAAAUAUGGAAAGUUGUAUAGAAAACAGUAAUUCCAUCUAUCUGAUAUCUCACUCUAUUUCACCGUGGAAAUAUUAGAGGGCAUGUAUACUUUCGUAAAUUGGUCUCAAACUGAUCGGUCAUAUCUAGGGACCUAGAACAAUGUCCAAGAUAGAAGGAUAUGCCUUAAACGCUUUAGGGUACCCAGUUAGUUUUGAAAUGAUGCGGGCGAAAGCACGUACGUAGAUAUAUGUAGAACGUAAAUGUACUGUAAUUCGUAAGUCAUUAUUGCGUCGACUCCCCUUGAGGAGUCAUGAACAUGAUGAUAAAAGAGGACUUUCUUACAUUUUCAUAUAAAAGUACUAUUUCAUAUCAAUACACAGUUCUAGAUGCAUAGUAUUACAGCAUUCUUUUUUAAGUAAGGAAAGUUUUAACUGUAGGCCUAUUAAUGUUGGCAAUACAAAUGAGGAGUGAUUUAACAUCGUCAAGCCCGGAGCUUACUUUGUACCUCAGUGAGUUUUGUAUCGUGCGUUUACAGUUGAUGGUAAAGUUAAUUUAGAUAUUGUUGUACAAUGUCAUAUACUGCUUGACUGGGUACGACAUAAAUUGACAAGUGCCUUUACAGUCAUGCACGUACUUUGUGUUUAAGAAUCACCGCCACAUUUUGACACGAAUUUUUGUACAAUUUUGAGAAUAAAAGAUGAUUACUAUAACAAAA